GUAUGGUAUUUGGUCUUGUAGAUGUGAGCACUGCCAAUUUUCAGAAGGAUUAUUAUCUGAAAAUCAUUGAGGAAUCAGUAUUGCAAUUUAGUUAUGAUAUUUCAUCUGGCCUGAUAGCAAUAUUUGUAGCAUACUAUGGAGGGAGAGCAAAAAUAACAACAUGGAUGGCAGUUUCCUCCUUUUUAAUUGGAGUUGGGUCACUUUUCUUUGCCUUUCCAUUCUUUAAUAAUAGAAAUUAUGAGUUUGAGGUAGAAAUAGAAGAUAUUUGCCAAGAAUCAAUGGUUAUCAAAACUUGCCAGAAAAGCACAUUAUCAUUCCAAUCAAAAUAUGUAUCUUUCUUCAUCCUUGGGCAGACUGUGCAGGGAAUAGCAGGAAUGCCUAUUUAUAUCCUUGGAUUAACCUAUAUUGAUGACGAUGUUGCCACACACUCAUCUGAUACCUAUCUAGGCCUUGCAGAAGCUUCAGGAGAGGUUGGAUAUUCUCUGGAUUACGUGAUAGGGGCACAAUUUCUGAAGGCCUCUGAGAAUAGCACUUCUGAGAACAACACUAAAGAUGAUGGUUAUCCACAAUGGCUGUCAACUUGGUGAAUUUGUUUUCUUAUUACCACACUUAUUGCAUGGUCUACAUCAAUGCCACUGUCAUGCUUUCCACACAAUAUUCCAGGUAACUCAAGGAUGAAAGCUGGGGAAUGUAAACAACCUUGUUUGUUUGACAGCAAGCUUAAAGAUCAGAAAUUCAGAAGUGGUAAAAAGGAUUUCUUUGCUGCUAUUAAGGUUCUGAUUAAGAAUCAAGUACUUGUUUGCCUAGCGAUGUCCAAAGCUAUGGAAUAUUUAGUUAUUAUUGGAGCUUCUGAAGUUUUGCCUAAAUAUUUAGAAAAUCAAUUUAUAUUAACACCCAAUAUGGCAACUACACUUGCAGGACUUGUUUUAAUUCCAGGAGGAGCACUUGGCCAGAUUCUGGGAGGUGUCAUCAUUUCGAAACUACAACUUAAAGGGAGAAGUAAAAUCACUUAUAUGGUUGUAAGGUUUCUACAUUUUAAGAGGAGUGGGCAGUUGGGAAACCUCACAGAUCCUUGCAACGAGAAAUGUAAAUGCUCGUCUUCAUUAUAUUCGUCUAUAUGUGGAAGAGAUAAUAUUGAAUAUUUUUCUCCCUGCUUUGCAGGCUGCAAACAUUCUAAAACAUUGCAUGGACAAAAG
Galeopterus variegatus (Sunda flying lemur) is the source of this 1196-nucleotide messenger RNA. RefSeq names its product solute carrier organic anion transporter family, member 6A1 (gene SLCO6A1). The record is from RefSeq and is a predicted model, not a curated record. Gene Ontology annotation, cellular component: membrane. Lineage: Eukaryota; Metazoa; Chordata; Mammalia; Dermoptera; Cynocephalidae. Gene Ontology annotation, biological process: transmembrane transport; sodium-independent organic anion transport. Gene Ontology annotation, molecular function: protein binding. The transcript is spliced from 9 exons. The annotation marks the transcript as partial.